Molecule: messenger RNA, 1697 nt
Organism: Eutrema salsugineum
Lineage: Eukaryota; Viridiplantae; Streptophyta; Magnoliopsida; Brassicales; Brassicaceae
Product: F-box/LRR-repeat protein At3g59200
Exons: 4
Coding region: 118-1635 (505 amino acids)
Molecular function (GO): protein binding
Source: RefSeq, a predicted model, not a curated record
CAACGAUAAACCCUAAUUUUCAUUUUAACGUUUCGUCCCACUCACAAAGUACUCGACAAUCUGGUGAUUUUUAUGAUGGGGGCACCAAGUUGUAAGUGUUGAUCUUCUGUUCAAGAGAUGGGUUUUGUCUCAAGAGAUAUAAUCAGCGGUCUGCCAAAUCCUCUGAUUUCCCACAUCUUGUCUUUCCUUCCCACAAAAGAAGCAGUUUCAACAUCGGUUCUUGCUAAAAGGUGGCGUUUUUUGUUUGCGUCAGUAACAAAUCUUGAUUUUGAAAGCGGUGAUGAUGAGAAUAGUACAAGCUUUAUGGAAUUUGUGGAUAGAGUAUUGGCUUUGCAAGGGAAUGCUCCGUUAAGCAAAUUCUCUCUAAACUGUUCUGAUUAUCCUGAUCCAGAUCGUGUCAAUGGUUGGAUACUCAAUGUCUUGAGACGCGGUGUUUCAGAACUCGAUCUAAGCCUCUCGGAAUAUCCUUUGCCUCCCAAGAUCUUUGUUAGCAAGACACUGGUUAGGCUGAAAUUAGGACCGGCAGAUGAUCUCAGUUUCAGUAUCGAUGUGAAAAAUGUGUUUCUUCCAAUGCUUAAGACUCUCGAUAUUGAUUCAGUUGUCUUUGAAGAGAGAGGUUUUGGGUUUGUAAAGCUUCUUGCUGGCUGUCCCGUGCUUGAGGAACUAGUUAUGAUGAAUAUCGGGUGGGAAGAUUGGAAGUUUUGCUCUGUGCUUGUCAAAACCCUUAAGAGACUAACUUUUUUCUCUGAGGACACUUAUGAAAAUCCAAAGAGCGUCUCAUUUGAUACUCCAAACCUUGAAUACUUGGAAUAUUCUGACAGUACUGCGGACAAGUAUCCGAAAGUGAAUUUCAGUUCGCUUGUUGAAGCUCAUAUCGGCAUUCGACUCACAGAAGAUCAGAGUGGAGAUGCAAACUUUUCAGAAGACAGCUAUUUCUCGGAAGGUGAUGAGGAGAAAGAGAUGGUUGGUAAUGCAACGGAGUUUCUUAUGGGAAUAUGCAAUGUUAAGAUCCUCUAUUUAUCUGCCAAAGCUCUUGAGGUACUUACUUAUUGCUGUAAAGCAAUGCCGGUAUUCAACAACCUGAUUCAACUAACGAUUGAGAGUAACUCGGAAAUUGGAUGGGAUUCACUGCCAGGUCUGCUCAAGAAUUGUCCCAGUCUAGAAACCCUUGUUUUAAAGGGUCUUGUCCACAAACUUAACAAGGGAUGUGGGGACAUGUGCUGCUGUAAACGUCCGAAGCAUCCUUCUUGCCUUUCAUCUUCUCCGGUGAAGGUGGUAAAAAUAUUAAUGUGUGAAGACUACGAUGAGGACAUGAUGGAAAUGGAGCAGAUGAAGCAUUUCUUGAAGAAAAUGCCGUGUCUUGAACAGUUGAUGGUAUACUACAAUACAUCAUAUGACCCGUCUGUGUUAGAAUUAUCCAAGAAGCUUCAGAAGAUUAAUGGAAUAGCCUCAGCAAAGUGCAAGAUCCACGUAAUCUCUCAGAAUCUUAGUUUGUCAUCUACUGUGCCUUGUUCCUUGACAAUGAAAUGGUCUACUGCUCCUCCAGAAGAAGAAAAGUCAUGGCCUACUACUCCUCCAAAAAAAGAAUAUUCCUGGUAUCCUUCAGAAGAUGAAGAUGAAUAUUCCUGGCUUUGAUCUAAACUCCUUUGUUUCUGUAGUUUGUUCUCUGUUUAGCAUCUUGGUUUAAAGACCGGUGU